GGAUACCAGCUCACAAGAAGUGAAAUUAGAAAUGUUUAGAUUUCGAGAAUUUCUGCAGAGUGAAGAAGGAAACACUUUCUUGUGUGAAAUGCAGAAGAAAUCUGAGAGUAUAAUAUCUUUAAAUUCAGAUUUAGGAAGUGAAACAGACGGAAUACUAAAUUUUGUGUAUAAAAACUGUGAAAUAGUGUUGAAGGAAGAUGACAUCACGACUCUGGACACAGAUGCUAUUGUUAAUGCUGCAAAUGGUAAAUUGGAUCAUAAGGGAGGAAUUGCGGCAGCCAUUGUGCAGAAAGGUGGGUUUGAAAUUCAGGCGGAAUCUAACAAAAUUAUGAAUCAAAGAAGGAGUGAACUGAAAACUGGAGAAGUAGUGUCAACUAAAGCUGGUAAACUCAAAUGCAAGACUAUCAUUCAUGCUGUUGGACCCGUUUGGAAUAAUGGACGAACCAAUGAAAUUUUUCACCUUUCAAGAGCUGUUCAAAAUUGUUUGGCAUUCCUUGAAGAAAAGUCUUAUACAUCAAUUGCAAUUCCUGCCAUCAGUACAGGUAUUUAUGGUAUACCCAUAGAAGAAGGAACCAAAUGUACAGUAAAGACGAUAAAGAAUUAUCUUGAUACUCACACAAAUUCUAAAAUAAAACAUAUUUGUUUAAUUGAUGUACGGAAGGAAGUAAUCAGAGCUUUUAAGCUUCAUCUAGAAAUGGUGUUUGGAAUCAGUAAAAGCAGAGGAACCACAUCAUUCAACGCAUCCCUUCUUGGUCCACAACAGAAAGCAGCCCCUAUGACACCCAGAACUAAUGUGGCAUCCGGAGAAAAUGCUGGCAUCAAAAUACAACUAAUGAUUGGUUCAAUUUCUAAUGCAUCUGUUGAUGUCAUCGUUAACAGCACCAAUAAACACCUCCAGCUUAAUGAUGGUUCUAUCUCCAAAUUUAUUCUCAAUGCUGCUGGUCCACAGAUACAAGCUGAAUGUAACCGGAAAUAUCCUCAAGGUAUUUCUACAUUUGAAAUAGCCAUCACUGAAGGAUAUAACCUCAACUGUGAGAAUGUAAUUCAUCUGGCAUUACCUCCCUGGGAUGAAAAUUCAUCUGAUUCAAUAUUGCGAAACUUGACUAGCAUGGUAGACACUUGUCUAGGAACUGCUUCAUGUCUUAGUGCAAAAAGCCUUGCAUUUCCUAUAUUAGGAGCUGGAGUAUUGAAAUAUCCCAUUGAAAAACUACCUGGAACUAUGUAUGAAGCAGUCAAAGAGUCACCUCGAAAAUACGAUAUCAAAGAUGUUUACUUUGUUGUUUUCCCUAAAGACACAGAAAUAGUAAAGAAAUUUAAAGAAUAUUUCCAACAAAUGUCAGCAGAUGGCUCAGCUGUAACAUCAGAUGAUGAAGAUGACGAAGAUGAAGAAAUAGAAGAUAAUGUCUCUACUGGUCAACACGAUGAUGGUGUCACCUUGAAAUUCUUUGCUAAAUACCAAAAUCUUGACAAUGCUAUAGAAACUGUUAAAAAAGAAUACCUUUCUCUGUUGACCACUGAGGAAAUACCAUUUGAUACAAAUUUAACAGAAUCUCGAAAGCUGAGUUUAAGGGAUAUUAGUAGAACACAUGAAGUCCAGAUUUCUAUCAGUAACAAAAUUACAAUUUAUGGCAGACAUUCUCUUGUAAAAGAUGCCAAACUCUCUGUCCAAUCAUUAUUAAUGGGAUUCAAAGAAACUGACGAGGAAACUCUUCUUAAAACAAUGGUACAAUGGUCUUGCUUUGAUGAAAAUUUUCCAGCAAACCUACAAAUGUUUAAAGACAAAGUAAAUGCCAAGCUUGAGAAAGCAUACUCACAGAAGAAAAAAACCCUUGAUUGGGAAAACAUAAAAUUUGAUAUUAAGAAAAUGAGUUUUCAACUCAGAGGGAGGAAAUAUAAAAUGAAGAGACAACAAAACCUAAAAGAUGAAGUGACCCCUGAUACAUGGUCACCAAUGGGAGACAAGGAAUUAAUUAAAAUCGUUCCAGUAACAAAUGGACCAGAAUAUGAUGACAUCCAAGCCACUUUCCGUCGGAAGUUGCCUUCCUGUCGUAUAAUCAAAAUUGAGAGAAUUCAAAAUAAAACAUUAUACCAUGGAUACCAAGCAUUGAAAAGAAAGUUUGAGGUAGAAAAUCCAAACAUUACAAAUGAAGUUGAUGGCCUUUGGCAUGGUACUGCUGAAAGAUCUGUUGAUGGAAUAAAUAAAUCAGGAUUCAACCGUAGCUAUUGUGGUAAAAAUGCCACAGCAUAUGGUGAAGGUGUUUAUUUUGCCAGAGACAUCCAAUAUUCUGCAAGGGAUACCUAUUCUGCUCCUGACCAUAACGGAAUAAAGAGAAUAUACAAAUGCAGUGUUCUUGUGGGAAGA
Messenger RNA from Octopus sinensis (East Asian common octopus), 2362 nucleotides. Its product is annotated as protein mono-ADP-ribosyltransferase PARP14-like. Gene Ontology annotation, biological process: negative regulation of gene expression. The record is from RefSeq and is a predicted model, not a curated record. The annotation marks the transcript as partial. Gene Ontology annotation, molecular function: transcription corepressor activity; NAD+ poly-ADP-ribosyltransferase activity. NCBI's taxonomy places the organism in Eukaryota, Metazoa, Mollusca, Cephalopoda, Octopoda, Octopodidae. The transcript is spliced from 12 exons. Gene Ontology annotation, cellular component: nucleus; cytoplasm.